Molecule: messenger RNA, 724 nt
Organism: Drosophila hydei
Lineage: Eukaryota; Metazoa; Arthropoda; Insecta; Diptera; Drosophilidae
Exons: 2
Coding region: 79-519 (146 amino acids)
Source: RefSeq, a predicted model, not a curated record
UAUGUAUAUAUAUGUAUAUAUAUAUAUAUUUAAAUCGUAUAAACAGUUAAACUACAAAAUAAGCGCUCAUAUUUAAAAAUGUGCGAAGAAACUUCGAUAAGCGAAUGUGAGCCGACAACUUUGAUGAUGCACUCGAACACUUAUCAUAUCCAUUUGCCGCUGUACAUAAUGGAUAUGGUGCGCAUAUUCCAGGAUCAUCCGAAAUAUGUGAACGGCAUUAAGGAGAAGCAUAUUGUGGAGAUGUUGGAGAAGGAAUCCUUUGCCUGUGGCGACUUGGAGGCUCAGGUGAAGACAGCGGUUAUGGACUUGUCGGCAAAGGGCUUUAUACGCUUCAUUAACAACGGCUAUCGCACAUUGGGGCCCAUUGCCAAGCUGGCCAAUGCUCGGAACGUGCGGCACUUUUGCGCCACCUGGCAGCGCAUUGCCGAACUACAGAAGGUCAACUCGGAUAUCCUGGAUGGCAGCAGCUCCCUAAACACUCACCGCCACAAGUGUAACAGGCGUGGCUCCAGCUGCUAGUUGGCCAAAAUGCCAAAAUGACAAAUGGCCAAAUGCAGCCGGCAAAUGUUUUCUUUGUUUGUUAUUUAGUUACGUUUCAAAUUUAGUUUAGUUCCACUCAACGGCCACGCAACCAUUGUACAAAUUCAAAUAGUUCUGUUUCAAGUCCAUAUCCAAAUUAUUGUUAAACCCGAAAAAAAGCAAUGAAUAAACCAAAUUGUGUCUU